UUUCAAGCCAUCUCCUGGUUUAAUAAGCAAAGCAGUUUAGCACGUUUAAGCAAAUACUUUUUACGCUAAUUUACUAUGGAGAAUUGUCAGACAACCCAAGUCAGCUUGAAAAACAUUUUUACUAAGCGUAUGGAUAUGAGGAAGAUUGUGGACAACACAUUGUUAUGUAGGACAUGUUUAGCUGUAGGUGGCGAUGUCAAACUAGUCGAUUUAAAUGAUCCAAUUCAGAAAACGAACUUAGAGGAAAAGAAAGGGGUGACACAUAUGGAUUGCUUAAUCUACUGCAUGCAUUUCACUAAUGCACCAGGCAUGCCGGCAGCCAUCUGUGGGAAUUGUAGCUCGACUCUUAAAAUAGUUUAUGCGUUUAUGAAAAAUGCGUUCCGAGCUCAAGAAAUUCUUAAAAGAAAACUACAAGGAAUGAGGAAAAUGAAGUACAUUAGGCAGCGAAAGCAAGGGGGUGAAAAUCAGCAGUGUCCAUCGGUCGAAAGCAAGAAAGAAAAGCAGUUUCGUUGCAAAGUGUGCGACGUAAAACUGAAGGGAAGAAUAUCGCUGAAAAAGCAUGUCAAGUUACAUUUAGAUCUUAUUGUAUACAAAUGUCAAUUAUGUCCCCACGAAAGUCGGGGACGUCUUUGUUUGAGUGAGCACUACCUACUAGCACAUAACCUAACAGCUUCUGCAGAACAACUAAAACCAAAACCCUUAUCCUCACUUGAAAUACAAAAGCAGCGCUGUGUCCACGAUAAUCCGCAAAUAAACGAAAAUACUGAACGACACAGCACUACGGCCAGUAAACCCAUGCUCGCAAGCAUAAGUACGAAUGAAGUUCACAGAUGUCUUAAUAAGAAAAUGUUGACUGAAAAUGGCCCUUUAAAACAAGAAAAUUUAGGCGAUCAGGCGGCGUCGUCGAAUUGCGAUUCGAUAUUAGAGAAUAAAGUAAAAUUGAAUAAACCAAUGUCGUUGCAACUAGCACAAAACGAUGUUGCACAAAUGGAUGUGGAUGAUUUGAUUGUAGAAGAGAGCGUUAAUAGCUCAGAAGAAAUGUUGGUAUUCUCCUUAGGUGAUACAGAAUAUUCAGCGACGGGUGGUAAAUACGUUGCAAAUGCAGACCACAAAAUGGUAAACAAUAUUAAAUGCAAGACUUGCAUUAAAAGUUUUAGCACUCAACGCGAGUUAAAGGCCCAUAUGUUAUCACACAACGAACUUCCACAUUUUUUUUGUGAUAAUUGCACGUUUUACACUUUUUUUAAAGAAGAUUUACAUCAACAUUAUAGGAGCAGACAUAAUAUUCAGCCAACGAGCCCCCAAUUACAACCGAAAAAUAAGCAAUUCAAAGAAGUUCGCCAAUCCAACAGAAACAGAGAAGAAACGAACCGACACGACUUCUGCGUAGUUAAAAGUUCUAGCAAGUUGCAAUUUAAACACCAUUACUUUGAAAAUCAUUCAAUACAUGCCAAUGAAAUUCAUGUAACACCCAAAAUAGUUGAUUCAUUAAUGAACGCUCCGAUACAAUUUACGUUAAUUGUACAAAACACUGCAAAAAGACUUCCCACAACCAAGUUUAACUGCCCCAAAGAUAUCUCGCCUGAUUGCAAGGAAAUAGUAUAAGGCGAGUCAAGUUCCGAAACUACUUCAAACGACAUGGCGACGAUACACACCACUGAUCAAGUCUCG
Molecule: messenger RNA, 1671 nt
Organism: Glossina fuscipes
Lineage: Eukaryota; Metazoa; Arthropoda; Insecta; Diptera; Glossinidae
Product: zinc finger protein 711
Exons: 8
Coding region: 76-1605 (509 amino acids)
Cellular component (GO): nucleus
Molecular function (GO): zinc ion binding
Source: RefSeq, a predicted model, not a curated record